This is a messenger RNA of Rotaria socialis, 1032 nucleotides long. Lineage: Eukaryota; Metazoa; Rotifera; Eurotatoria; Philodinida; Philodinidae. The record is from the annotation of a GenBank genome assembly.
AUGUCGAUGCCAUCUGCUUUCACACAAUUUCAACCAAAUCCGGACAACCAAGAAAUAAUUCAUUUACAAGAGAGCAUAGCAAGUCUUGAAAAGCGUCUUAAGGAAUUACAAAAAUGCGGGUCGCAAUCAAAUGUUGCCGGACAAAUUCAAUCUUUACAAACUGACAUAAAUAAUUUUCAACAGCAAGUAGACAAUGCAGCAAAAUCAAACCGGCAAGAAGCCAAAGUUUUAUUGGAAAAAUUCAAUGAUUUGCAAAAAUCAGUCGCAGAAAUGAAGAAUGAUCUAUUACAAAAAAUAGAUACUGACAAUAUAGAUAAAUGUGUUAUGCAUCUCGAUGGACAUCGAGUGCUUAAAGCUGCCGAGGUAGCCGAUAAAAUGACAACGAAUUCAGUUACACAAUUAAUAAAGGAUUAUUGCAGUCCAGACAACAGACGUCAAGAAGACAGACGAGGAGAUUUAAUCGAAUUCAUCAGUUAUAUGAACGAUCGCAGCAGACGUAAAUUAUUCAAAUCUUUAUUGGCCAGUAUGAAUAUCGACGAAGGCAACCCAAAGAAAAUUAUCGAUCAGAGGGUCGUCGUUAGCAAUAAGAAAACAGCAUCGUUCAAGUGUCCUCAUUGUACGAAAGAUAUUGUGUACAAAAGUGCUGUCUAUUCAGAGGGAUAUCUUGUAACAUGUUGCUAUGACAAUUGCAAGCGAAAAUUUCACCAAGUAGCUUGUCCCCACUGUUCUGGCUCUAAUACAUGGAAAAAUGCUGAUUACCAACAAGGAUCAGUUGUAACGUGUGCCUACGACACCUGUAAGCGCAAAUUCCAACAGGUGGUUUGUCCGCACUGUUUUGGCUCCAUCGUCUGGAAAAAUGCUGAUCACAAAGAAGGAUCAGUUGUAACGUGUCCCUACGAAACCUGUAAGCAAAAAUUCCAACAGCUGGCUUGUACGCACUGUUCUGGUUCCAUCGUCUGGAAAAAUGCUGAUCAUGAAGAAGACGAACCUGUGACAUGUGUGUACGAGAAUUGUAGACGAAGAUUUUUGUGA